AGGCCUCCACUGUAAUCCAUUUGCAUCUGGAAUUGGAUCAACACAGAGACUUGAUGUAUUAGAAUGGCUGACAGCCAAGCAAUACCAUUUGAUGAGCAAGCAAAAUGCUUAUGUUAUAAUGGGGAAAUACUUGUUUUUCAUUUGUCCAAAGGAGAGUUUGAAAUGUCUACAGAUACUUCUGUAUUAUAUGUCAAAAGGAUGGUAUUUGACAGAAAAACAGGAACAUUUGUUUUGAUAUCCAAGGAUUUUUUAAACAUUAAGGAGAAAACUUCUCAUUUAAAAAUUCUUUGUUGUAAAUGUGUGUCAGACUUCAGAACUAGAAUUAACCUCCCUUGCAUUUUGAUACAAGAUGCAAAAUAUAAUAGUAGAGCUUUCAAAUAUUAUAUAUUGUUUCUUCACAAUUCGAACAAAUUUGAAAAGUAUUUGAGUUUCCAACUCAACCAUGCAUUGGAUGAGAGCUUGAAGAUCUUUGAUGGUCCUACACUUUUUUGGAAAUAUCUCAACAAAUUCUUCUAUAUCUCUUCCCAAAUUGGGAAAGUUACUGAUAUAUCAGUUAAUCUUUCCUCUAUUGAGUGGGUAGGUGAGGUAGAAAAUUUUGGUUUAAUAUUUUUGGGGCUACCAGAACCUCCAGAGGCUAAAUGUAUCCACAAGCUUUCAGAAUCAGAUUAUGAAUUUUCCAAUUCCAACUUUUGUGCAUAUGCUCUGACAACUCAAGAAAUAUUAAGCAAUAGUUAUCUUAUUCCUCUUGCUUACAGUAGUGUAGUAACUCAUGUGCAUGUCUGUGCAGCUGAAAUGGUCGACAACAAGUUAAGAAUGUCUCUGAUUGCCCUUACACGAAAAAAUCAGCUCGUUUUGUUCCAAGAUGGCAUUCCUGUAAGAGUAUGCCAGCUUCCAUUUCUAGAUCCUUGUUCAAUUCAAAUUCUAGAUUCAGGUAAAGGAAACCGAUUUUUCAUUGUGUCAUUCAACUCUAAGGCGUGUGCUGUUUCGGAAAAGAAAUUUAAGGUUGUUGCUAAGUGGGAACAACUUAGCGUAGUCCUGAUAAAUGACUUUGUUGGAAUUGGAACUGAACAAGUACUGGUCAUUUUUGAGGAUGCUCUGAACACAAAUCAAUUGACUUCAUUUGCAAUAACAGAUUUUGUCAGAAUAAGCUAUUCAACUGAACCACUGGAUUUCAGUGAAGAACUUUUUGCUGAAGAAGAACAUGAAAAUUACUAUUUGGUACUUCCACCACUGGAAGCGCAAUUAGAAGCUUCUAUUGUUUUUCUUAACAAAUUACAGGAACAUAUCUCAUUUAAAGAUAAAUUUAUUGCAAACUCUUGGAAGGUUCUUUUAAACUCAAUUUAUGGGAAAGUCGAUAGUACAUCAAGUGAUGAGGAGGACUGUCUUGUUCCAUUCUGUGAUGAAGAUGAAAACAGUAUCCAUACCCCUGAGGAAAAGUUAUCAGAGAAUUCUCAAGAAUCAGACCAUAUUGUAGAGCAAACAUGGUGUCGUGUACUAGAUGAUGACUUAGUUGUUGGAAUGAAAGUCACAUCUUUGAAACCAUCUCCUAAAGAAAUGUCUUUAUCACUGAUAAUGGAUCAAGGCAACAGGUCCAGCUUUCCACUUAUGAAGUGUCAAAGUCAGGUGACUAGGUUGAGUAUGAAUUCUUGUCCAGAAGCAUAUUUGAUGCCAGUGGAAACAGGACCAGAGAUAAAAAGGAUCAAGUUUACCUUUAGUAGCAAGGAAGAGGAAAACUCUUUUUGUGGACAAUCAUCUAAGACAGAAUCUACACACAUAAUUACUGCAGUCACUUCUCUUUCACCACUUUUAAUAUUCAACAAAUUGUGUUGCACUUUGCUGUUAAACAUUAGUGACAGAGAUAAUGAUGAAAAUACUGUGCAUGAUUACAUUGUAUGUGGUAACCUUGAGUUUAAUCUACAAGAUCUUUUUAGUAUGAACCACCUACUGGCAUUCCCAAAGAAACAGUCAAUAGAACAUAUGGAAGAUCUUGUCUCACUUCUUGCAGUAUUGCAAAAAUAUUGUUUUCAUGUCACAUCACCUACCGGUGUCCUGAAUCUAAUGAAGUUAUGGCUUUUGAAACACAUGAAAUGUGAAAUAAUCAAUGGAUUUACAGAAAUAUACCUUUAUAAAAAGCUGCGAAAUUGUGGGGCACUUUUCUCUUGGGAGCUAAGAACAACAUUUGAAGGAAUUUUAACAGUAUAUUGCAGGAAUCAAGGAGUUUUGUUUCAGUGUCUUGAUCACCUCAUCAAAGUUCUCCCUGAAAAAUGUUUCUUCCAAUAUCUGAAAUUUGGAAAUGAUGAUUUCCUGAUUAAUUAUUUGUCAUCUACUUUGGAGAAGGAACUAGUUACCUUUUGUUCUCUUUCUACUUCUGCCUUUGAAUAUGUUAGGGAUGGAUUUAUGCAUCAGUGUGAGACAAGUAAAACAAAUAAUUGUAUCACAACUGCUUCAGAGAGAAAGUACAAAAUCCGUCUGCACAAGCGAGAACUACAGAGAGAGAGAAUGAUAAAAGACUUGAAUCUGAAAGUAAAUGGUGGCAGUUAUGUGGAGAUGACUUUGGCAUUAGCUGAGACUCAGUUGAAAUCAGACCUUAUUGUGAAGAAACUAGCCAAUUCGUAAUUGCAUUUUCAUAAUCUUGUUUUAAAAUAUUUCAGUGAGACAAAAUAAGAAUCUGUGUUAUCAUUAACUUUGGAAUGAAUGAUUAUUUGUUUGGGGCUUUGUUUUAUGUUAGUAGGAGGUUUAGCAGCAUCUUUGGCUGCAUCGACCUAUUAGAUAUUCAUAAUAUUCCCAACCUACCUUCGCAGUGUAAUUAAGGCCAGGAUCCCAGGAAACCAUUUGCUAUGCAAGGACAGCCCACAUAGCAAAGAAAUAAAUCCUAUAAUCCAAAGAACUAAAAUGUCAAUAACUUAGAUCGAGAAAUGUUUUCUUAA
This is a messenger RNA of Phodopus roborovskii (desert hamster), 2927 nucleotides long. It is a transcript of the gene Fancb, whose product is annotated as FA complementation group B. The record is from RefSeq and is a predicted model, not a curated record. Gene Ontology annotation, biological process: replication-born double-strand break repair via sister chromatid exchange; negative regulation of double-strand break repair via homologous recombination; interstrand cross-link repair. NCBI's taxonomy places the organism in Eukaryota, Metazoa, Chordata, Mammalia, Rodentia, Cricetidae. Gene Ontology annotation, cellular component: Fanconi anaemia nuclear complex. The transcript is spliced from 8 exons. The coding region runs from base 64 to 2616 and encodes 850 amino acids.